Molecule: messenger RNA, 1704 nt
Organism: Striga asiatica
Lineage: Eukaryota; Viridiplantae; Streptophyta; Magnoliopsida; Lamiales; Orobanchaceae
Source: the annotation of a GenBank genome assembly
UUCAAAUUUACUUUUAUAUACAGUCAAAAAUCAGUCCUUUGCCGUUCAAGAAUCUCCUACCUCCCAAGCAAAGACGACCGCAGCCGUUUGCUUCGAUCCCCAACUCAACCAACAAAUCCGAAACACCAAGCUUGGAAUAUUUUCCGGUGAAACAGUAGCCGGAGCCAAUCGUACCGAUCGAUGGGUUCAAACGACGAGUUGCCGGAGGCCACGGUUCAGAACAUACUUGACCAGGACUCGCUCAAGUGGAUUUUCGUCGGCGGCAAAGGCGGCGUGGGCAAGACCACCUGCAGCUCGAUACUGUCCAUACUCCUCGCGCGCGUGCGCCAAUCCGUGCUCAUAAUCUCCACCGACCCCGCGCAUAACCUGAGCGAUGCGUUUCAGCAGAAGUUCACCAAGACGCCGACCCUCGUCAAUGGCUUCUCCAACCUGUACGCCAUGACAUUCAUUCCAUUGUUGCUAUCACAUUUGAAUUUGCUUUGUGUGGAACUGAGAGUUACAGUCAGUGGAAUUGAAUCAAGUGCCAUUGAUUUGAAUAAGGAAGUUGAUCCGAAUGUGGAACAUGAAGACAGUCUUGGUUCGGAUGCUACUGAUGGUUUUAUGUCUGAAUUAGCAAAUUCAAUCCCAGGAAUUGAUGAGGCUAUGAGUUUUGCUGAAAUGCUCAAGCUAGUGCAAACUAUGGAUUAUUCCACCAUAGUAUUCGAUACAGCUCCAACUGGCCAUACUCUACGGCUGCUACAGUUUCCUUCAACAUUAGAAAAAGGACUUUCCAAGGUCAUGAGUUUGAAGAAUAGAUUUGGUGGCUUGUUGAGCCAGAUGACCCGUCUCUUUGGUGUUGAAGAAGAGUUCGGUGAGGAUGCUAUCCUUGGAAAGCUUGAAGGCCUGAAAGAUGUGAUUGAAAAAGUGAACGAGCAGUUCAAGGAUCCAGUUGCCAUGAUUUGCGUGGCUGCUAUUUUGAAAUUAAGUAGUACCAGAUUUUACUUGGGAUGUGCUAAUAACAAAAAUAUGGAGCUGGAUUUGACAACAUUCGUCUGUGUCUGCAUCCCAGAAUUCCUUUCUCUUUACGAAACAGAACGCCUUGUACAGGAGCUCACGAAAUUCGAGAUCGAUACACAUAACAUCAUUAUCAACCAAGUAAUUUACGAUGAAGAAGUUGUUCAGUCAAGAUUGCUCAAAGCUCGAAUGCGCAUGCAGCAAAAAUACUUGGAUCAGUUUUACAUGCUAUACGAUGAUUUUCACAUUACUAAGCUGCCUUUGCUACCUCAAGAGGUUUGUGGGGUUGAAGCCUUGAAAGCAUUUUCCUGCAACUUUUUAUCACCUUAUAAACCAUCGAUUAACAGAGGAACAGUUGAAGAGCUCGAGCUGAGGGUUUCGACUCUAAGAGAGCAGCUCAGAGAUGCUGAAACCGAACUCGAAAAACUGAGAAAGGGUAAAGAAAAAGUUUAGAGAGAGUGGAGUUUUUGCUGUCUUAAAAUGGUGCUUUUAUUCUUUUUUGAACUUAAAUUAGUGAUGGCAAGAUUGACUGUAAUUUUGCAAAUGAUAUAUGCUUUGUAUAAACUUGCUACAGUUAAUUCACUUGGAUCAAAUCGUGCAUGACUGAUUCUUGUGUGAGACGGCCUAACGAUUAGACGGGUCGACCUAUCAUAUUUUUUGAACAAGAAAAAUGAACUUAUAUUAUGAAAUAUCAUAUAUUUGUUUUUUUUU